AUGAGAGAUGCGUUUAUUGAAAAAAUUAAAACUAUCGUCGACAACAGCAAUAAUCGAAGCGAUUAUUUCACAAACGAACGGUAUGAAGAGGUCGUCCGAGAGGUAAAAGAAGCCAAACGUUUGAGCGACAGCAAAAUGCCGUUGUCUGCCAAGCAAUAUAGAAGGCUAAAGAGAUACGAUAUCAUAACAAUUGGGGAACAUGAAAAAUUAAUUGCUAAAAACAAAGGAACACGAGAUGAAAGCUUUCGAUAUUACUGUAAUACAGAGGAUCUUUUUGGAAUUAUUGAAGCUGCACACAUAGCAACUGGACACAAACGAACUAGAGUCGUGGAGGCUGAAAUCAACAAAAAAUACUGCAAUGUUACUAGAACAGCUAUACAAAUUUAUUUGUCUCUUUGCGAACAAUGUCAAGGAAAAAAGAAAAUAAGGAAAAAGGGGUUAGUUGUCGCACCAAUUUUAUCAGAUCACAUGAACUCCAGAUGUCAAGUGGAUUUGAUUAAUAUGCAGAGUGAACCCGAUCGAGACUACCGUUUUAUAUUAAACUAUCAAGACCACCUCACAAAAUUUACCAUUUUGAAACCACUUAAAUCAAAAACCGCUGAAGAAGUUGCGUAUGUCGUGGUAGACAUUUUUUGCAUGUUCGGUGCUCCGUUUAUUCUACAAAGCGACAACGGAAGAGAAUUUUCCAAUAGGAUUAUAGAAGAGUUAAAGGAUUUGUGGCCAGGUCUUAAACUUGUACACGGAAAGCCCCGUCAUUCACAAAGCCAAGGAUCUGUAGAACGAUCUAAUCAGGAUGUAAGAGAUAUGUUGGUAGCUUGGAUGCUUGACAAUAAUACCAAACAGUGGUCAGACGGUUUACGGUUUAUUCAGAGUGAAAAAAAUCGAGCCCUACACGAAGGGAUUAAAAAAAGCCCUUACGAAGCUAUGUUUGGUAGCAAGCAAAGAAUCGGACUGGUAGACUCCUCCCUGGAAAGUGAAGUAUAUGAUUCUUUGAAAACUGAAGAAGAUUUGGAGAAAAUGUUAGAAGGGAUGAUAUGUGAAACAGAACAGCAGAAUGAAGAGAUAGUGACAAAUGCAGAACCCAAUCCUGUUGCGACAAAUGCAGAACCCAAUCCCGUUGCAUGUUACACUUGCGAAGAAUUUGGAAUUACCCAACCCUGUACAAUAUGCGGUUUAAAAGUACACAUAAAGUGCGGUCUUGAAAAUGAAGGAGAAGUCACAUGCAGCCUUUGCUUUCGAAGUGAUACAAUCAAAGUGCAACGCGAGGACGCAAAAGCCGGAUUGGAAAAGCAAGCUGAAAAAAUGCUGACUUUGUCCCGGGAAAAAUUGCCCCCUGCUGAAAUUGGUCAAAAUGUUGUAGUAGAAGUUCCGGAUGUCGACAGGGGGCGUCUUGCUCCUAGAAGUGUUUUAGCUGUGGUCUUAAACGUUAAUGAGUCCAGCUUGUAUAAGUUGGGAACCAAAGACGGUGCACUGGAAAGACUUUAUAGUCGUAAUGAAUUUAUCUUUGCGGAGUCAAAUUUUAUAAAUUUAUCAGAUGUCCCGAGUUGCUCUAUAAAUUUGAGAAAAGCUUCCGCUCUUUCGUCUGGAUCAAGACAAGGUUUUGUUAAGUGCAAUUGUAAGCGUUAUUGUAACACAAAAAGGUGCAACUGCAAGGCCAAUAAGGUGUUGUGCAAUUCGAAAUGUCAUGAUAAUAGUGCCUGCAAAAAUAAGUAA
Molecule: messenger RNA, 1713 nt
Organism: Harmonia axyridis
Lineage: Eukaryota; Metazoa; Arthropoda; Insecta; Coleoptera; Coccinellidae
Product: KRAB-A domain-containing protein 2-like
Exons: 2
Coding region: 1-1713 (570 amino acids)
Biological process (GO): DNA integration
Molecular function (GO): nucleic acid binding
Source: RefSeq, a predicted model, not a curated record